Messenger RNA from Aegilops tauschii subsp. strangulata, 2042 nucleotides. RefSeq lists its product as uncharacterized. Gene Ontology annotation, molecular function: protein binding. The record is from RefSeq and is a predicted model, not a curated record. Lineage: Eukaryota; Viridiplantae; Streptophyta; Magnoliopsida; Poales; Poaceae.
GCAUUUCGGCCUGGGGCAUCUUAAUCUUCUCUCCCCGAGCGAACCGCACGGAAAAAACAGAGCACCUUCUCUCCCCGUCUCCCUCCGCCACUGGCCUCCCUCUCCGGCCCCGCCGCCACCGUCCGCGUGAUCGACCUCUGCAGCGAGGAGCUGCCACCAGAACGCUCUCCGCGACCUCUCCAAGUCCGAAGGAAGAAGAUGAAAAUAUAACAGAUGCGGCACUUAUGUACUGAUGAAGAAUGUGCUAUAGCAUCUUGAGGAACAUUCUCUUGGUUCUGUUUUGCCGUUGAGAUUAACAGAAGAGGGGAGUUCGCUGCUGACCCGCGCGUCUCCACAACGGCGCUGUUACAUCCCUACCGACCGGGAGGACUGAAUGUUGUGAGCUGGAGCUGAGAGGUGCAGAUGGAUCCUGCUGACACUCCGGGAGGGGUCGAUCCCUUUUCCAAGACAUCAUGUAUGGAUGGCAAGAUGCAGAGGCAUUCCCAAUUCCCACCGCCGUUGGAGGCAGCGGACUCCGUAUCCAGGGUGCUGGACGACGACGACCUCCUCAUCGAGAUCAUUGUCCGACUGGGCCUGCCCACCAGCCUCAUACGCGCCAUCCUUGUCUGCAAGCGCUGGUUCUUCAUUGUAUCCAACAAGGCCUUUCUCCGCCGCUUCCGCAGCCUCCACCCGCCCCGUCUCCUUGGCUUCUAUGUCUCCACCAGGUCAACUGACGAGCUCUUACCGGUCCUGCUCCGCCCGUGCUUUGUCUCGAUGCUGCCUCAACCCCCAGAGCUUGCCACUGCUGUCCGCCUGGCUGAGAACUACAGUCUGGAGGCAUACGACGAAGAACUUGCGUGCAUUCUUGAUUGCCAGAACGACACCAUCCUUCUCCAUGGCUUCCAAGGCAAGAAGAUCUUGUGGGGAGUGCACUGGCCGCUCUGCCCAGAGAGAGGCGUUGUUGAACCGCCGAUGGCCCCAUAUGACCAAUUCGAUGGCGCUUCACCUGCAGGCACUUGCGCCCAGUUCCUCUUGAAGGAAGAAGGUGACGGUAAGAGCUUGACCUUCAUAUGGUUGUCAAUGGCUUAUCUCAUAGAGGGAAAAAAAUAUUCUAUAAAAUACAAGGCGAACAUAUAUACGCUGCAAGAUGGUCUUUGGCACUGGCGUUCCUCAGCAGCGGCAGUGCUCCCUUCUCCGCGAUCGGAUCUAAAUCCUUUGCUGUCUGGCAAUAAGAUCUAUAUGGAGCACUCCACAAGCAUUGCUGCAUUGAAUUUGACAACCUCAAACUUCACCUCUAUUCCUCUCCCGGAAGGAAUGGAGCGGUAUAUUUGUGAAGAUAUGAUGAUGUCACGGGCCAAUGAUUCAGGGAUUUAUCUCAUACAUCUUGAGAUACUGCAGCUUCGCAUCUGGCUCCAUAGGGGGGACAACAGCGGCAGCAUGAGAAACUGGUUGCUUUUGGAUGACAUUUGCUUGCGUGAGAUGUUGGAUGCUUUGGGGAUGGCAGGUGGUGAGCAGCCUACUCUUUUAAACACAAGCGAAACGGGGGAUAAUCUCCAGUUUGUGUUCUUGAAGAUGGGCCAAUGUGCACUUUACUUGGAUAUUAAACACAGGGAGCUGCGUAAAGUGUAUGAGGUGACAGAAGAUGACCGAACUUUAGAACGGAUUUAUCCUUUUAUGAUGACAUGGCCACCCACAUUCCCUGUGCUCAAGAAUGAUCCUGCAAGUCCUAAGAGAACUUUCAUACGAAGAACAAGGACAAUAUGAAGAGUUGUUUGGCCAGAGCGAUGUUGAAAAUAAGGGCGUUAUGAAGAAUAAGGGCACCCGGCAUCAAGGAAGAGUAGAACGAUGUUGUAGUACCGCCAGGACCUGUUUUCGACCUGUUAUUGUCUCCUUUUUUCUUCUUUGAAAAUGGUGAAUCAAGAGGACUCACCAUGAAACGGUUAUCUAGAGAUUGAAAGGGGUUAGUUUGUUUUACAAAGUUUAUGUAAUAAUAAAUAAUAGGACUCCAAUAUUUGGGGAACGCCAGAUUUGGAGCCUCCUUCGAAUGAACGUAUUGUUACCCA